GUGCAUGCAGCUACAUGAAGCCAUUUCCAACACGCGUCUCCAAUUCUCAAAAGUGGCGGAACACGGCAAGUCAUCAAAGGUGGCUUCAUUCAGAGGAGCGUCGGUCCAAAGUCCAACCCUCGCUUUCUCGUGUCAAAAGCUCAAAACACCACCGCCUCUUGCCCAUACACCAAAUUGAAAGCCUCUCCUCCGUCAACGAGAGCUCCAGUGCAGAGACAUAACAUGGCCAUUGCACCCAGUUGCUGCCUCAAUCUCCGCCCUCCAACUCCACCCUCACCUCCUCCCAAUGCAAGGGCUACCCAAGCUGCAUGGUUCAAGAACGGCAGCUGGAGAAGCCAGUGUGUAGUGGGCAUGGCCUGCAUCAUAAUUGGAGUUGAAAUGGAUUUGGCGAGUCAAGCAAAUGUUGCCACAGCCAAAGACUUGCAAUAUUUACUUGUAGAGUCGAAGGAGAACACCAAAGGUGACAGAUGGAGUGACAGAAGAAUUUGUCCUCCUUGGCAUCUUAAUUCGCUAGAGACCAUUGUGCCGGAGAACCUUCCAAGGCCGUCGGCUCGUCGGAGAUGGGAAGAGGUUGGUAAUGUAAAGAAUGUUCCGGCUCCGGCGAUUAAAGUGAUAGUUAAAAGCCGUAGCAGCAGCAACAAUUGCUUUACCAUGUAAAACAUAUAGCUGCUUGCACUUGCAGAUCAUGUAUUAAUCUUCAUCAUACAAUUACUAAAAAUAAUGUUUUAUUUUUAGUAAAAUAAAACAUUAAUAUAAAUUUCAUAAUCAA
This is a messenger RNA of Manihot esculenta (cassava), 769 nucleotides long. RefSeq lists its product as uncharacterized. The transcript is spliced from 2 exons. The coding region runs from base 223 to 657 and encodes 144 amino acids. The record is from RefSeq and is a predicted model, not a curated record. NCBI's taxonomy places the organism in Eukaryota, Viridiplantae, Streptophyta, Magnoliopsida, Malpighiales, Euphorbiaceae.